AUGUCCUUCUCGUCAGCAAACAGUCUUGCAAGCCAACAGGCAACCUCCCACCGUGGUCUUGCUCGAGUUUCCCUGGACAGUCUCCACUUCGAGCACCCACUUGUCCUUGAGAAGCACAGAAAUGAGUCAUUAGAUAAUGUUCAACGAUUGGAGAAAAUCUUUGAGCGCAGUGGAUGUUUGAGGUUGCACGACGAAAAUAUUCUCAACGCAGUAGUUCGAGAGGACGAUCUUGCCACUGCGCUCAGUCGAUCCAAUCUCACAGCAGCGGCUUUGCGCAGAAUCAUUUCCGCCACUGAUGCGCCAGCCUUACAUUUGGAAAAGGUCAGCUGCCUUACAGGUCUCCAUCGUAUUCGCGCGGCGGAUCGCUUCCUGGAUCCCAAUGAUAAAUGGUGGACAGUCCGGCUCUUUUCCAAUGAUACUCCACAACCUGUCCUCUGUCACAUCAUCGAGUCGUAUGCCAACGAGCAGAAACCACGAGAUGGCGAUAUAUUCCGCAAGAUACGAUACUACCAUCGGGAAAAAGAUGCGGAAGCGGAGAAUCGCUGGUGGGCGCGUUUGGACAAAUCUAAGCCCAAAGAUCUUCGACAGCUUUUGAAAAGGCACAAAUUAGCUUCAGCAUUCGAUGCUCUCAUCGACUUCCCAGGUUUGUGGGCCAAAAUACAACUUGGUGCGCUGCAUCGACUGUUGACACUCAAGUGUGAUGAGGAAAUGAUUCGCUAUUUGAACCACGUAGCGCUUACUUGGACAACGAUACUAAAAUAUGAGAGCACCACGAUGUCGCCCUCGAUUGUAGAUGCUGUUACUGUCAAUCAUCUUGAACUGCUUGCCCCGAAUCAUUCAAAGAUUGACAGAGACCUAUUACUAGACCUGAUGGAUCGUCAAAUCCUUUUUCCGUCAGUUAUUGACAAUCAACAGCGUCGUGCAUUGGCAAGUAAUCUAUGUGCAACUAUCGGACUCAUCCCAUCUCUCUGGACCUUUUUCGAGGUCCUUAAGUACCUCGAGCCGAUGUGCGAGAUACUAAAGGAUCUCAUCGGUGGCAAGCAGAAGCGGACUAUACACUCUAGCUUAAUGGCAAACUACUACCCACCUGCUACUCCCAUGGUACAAAUAUCUGAUACCACUGAGGCGGAAAUUACUAUCCCUCUUAGUAAGGCAGAGGCAGCAAAGGUGUCAUAUAUUGAACUCUGGGCAUUCUGUGGCCGCCACUUUGAUGGUCUGACCGCAUUCACCCCUAGGAAAGAAAUAAAUGGCACAAAACCUCUAGUGAAGGGCCCAAAUUCAGUAUUAUGGCAUCAUCUAGCUAAGUUUGCGGUGUCGAGAGGCUUCAAGACUAAGCGUGCACAAGAACUAGCCGCCACAGACCCCUACACUCAGCUGGCCCGUGAGUAUCUUUACAAGGCGAAUCCAAUUUGUGCGUCUCCCAAAGAUAGCCAAGUCCGCAGGGUGGUGCAUGCAAGUUAUCCGGAGGUAAACAUUCGGGGGCCUGAAACUUUACCGGAGGCUCUUCAUAUCACGAAGGAGCGAAGGAGUGGUCGCACAUUUGAAAGUGAUUUAGAAUACGAUAAAAAGCUGUUGUUCCUUCCUCAUGUGUACGGGAGCGAUAAUCCUGAGGAAGCCUCGCUGAGACUUAGUCGUCGUUACUUGUUCUCGACCCUGUUUGGAAAUUUUCAACUCCAGCACGAAAUGCUCGGCACCCACAAAGCUAGCGCUUUUCUGAAUCUUGGAGCUGAACUGAUGGAACUUGAUACUACGAUUGAUUGUGGACCGGAGGCAGGAGCAUACACAGACUCAGACGACGAAAUGUCUCAAACCGUAGCAUCACAAGAACACUACCAGAAGAUGCUACUUGAGAAAGAAGAGCAAGUUCGGGAGCUGGAGCGCCAAAUCGAGGUGACUGAGUACGAGAAGAGCAAUCUAUUAUCAGAGAGAGACGCUUUAUAUGCAGAGCAGCAGAAAAACGCCGCAAUAUCGCAGCAGAUAACUGAUCUCCAGAGACGAAGAUCUGUCCUUGAAGGGGAAGUCAAUCAGGUUCGAGCAGAGAACCUUAGAAUAAAUCAACAAGCAGUAGAAAUCCGCAAUAAGGCCUCGGACCUACAGAGAAUGCUCCAGCUUGAGGGAGCUAACUCCAGCCGGGAACUGGAGGUGCUGAAACUUCGAGAAAGAAGUACGGGAUCUCAAGCCAGUAAUGUGGCCCAAACUAAGGGACGUCGCAAAGCUAUUAAAGGGCACGAGAAUCCUUUCAAAAUUAUUAAAAAGAAAGACGAAGAUCUCAAAGCUAUCAAAGAGAAGGAAGAGGCGGUAUCAUCAGCGUUAGUCUUAAAAGAGCCAACCUAUGAGGACAAGAUUCAAACGGCGUUGAGCGGAGGCGGUGCUCAAGAGAUCUGGAAAGGUCGCCUCCCAGUAAACAACCCUGUGUGUUUUGUAAUUGAUUCAGUAGAUCAGCAGGUAGGGAGAUUUAUUGGCACCGACGCGAGGAGAGCAACAAUAGAAGGGAAGUUCCUACCAGAUGUUUCGUCGUAUCUGCAGACGGGAUUCUGGGGUCCAAAAACUAUGCUAUUAUCAACUGAACAGCCAGCAGAAGAUCCCGCAAGUGCGGUAGGGAUCACUAAUACUAUGAUGGUUCCAUGGGAAGAAAUAGACUCUAGCGAGUCUGAGAUGGGCUUAGACAUGGAAGAUGAGAUUAAUAAUGCGGGGAUGAGGGAUAUAGGUGCAUGA
This is a messenger RNA of Plenodomus lingam JN3, 2715 nucleotides long. Lineage: Eukaryota; Fungi; Ascomycota; Dothideomycetes; Pleosporales; Leptosphaeriaceae. The record is from RefSeq and is a predicted model, not a curated record.